GCCUAUUUUGGCUAACCCUAGAAAUCCUCACCUUUGUCCCAUCCGCGCCGCCACUCCCUCGAGAUCUGCUAGAGCCAAUGGCCUCCCGAUCCACUCAACGAGUCAACCAACCAUCAUCCUACUCCUCUCGUGCUUUUCCCCAUCAUCCAACACAUAGCGGGAUUCAUCUGCGCGACCACACGAGCAGGAGCUUCCGCAGCCGUGCACGCUCCCAUGGAGACGCUCGUCCCUAUGCCAACUCUCAGUUGCCGCGCGGGGCGCAUCCGAGGACCUCCUCGCUGGAUCAGCAAGAGCUCACUGCCGAGCCUUUUCCGGCCGCCGUUCAAGCCAUCGUCGGUGUCAAUCUCCGGGACCAGGCCACUGGAGACCGCCGCCAUGGAGUCGCCCGUCCUCGCCCCAAGGUGCCUCAUCAUCGGGAAUGGAUUCCAGGGGCCUGGAUCCGCCCGUCCAUGCUCUCGAUCUGGUCCGCCUUGCCCUCGACGUCCGGAUCCGGCACUGCCUCUGGCCUUCUGCUCGGGGAAGACGACCGAGGCCCUACAUGCUCCUCUGUUCGUCCGCAUAUGGCUUUGACCACCAAAUCGAGCCACGCGGUCGCUCGCGUGGGCUGCUACUCCAAGGCCGCCUUGCCUCGACCACGCCUCUUCGGCCACGCUUUGACCGCGUGGGCCUCCUAGCCUUCUCCCUGAUCGCGUGCAAGCCCAGCCAGGCUUCCACCUCCUUGCCUAGACCGGCCAGAUCUGGCAGCCUGCGAGCCAUGCCAAGACCGCCUCGCGCUGCGCCAGACCAGCAGACCGUCGGCCUCUCCCACCAUCAGUCAAGGUCAAAGCCACGCAUGGCCAGCUCAUCGAUCGAAACCGCCGCCUUAGAUGUUUCGUUGUCAGUCUCCUACCUCCUCUCUCAUGUCGCGCCCGCUCUUGCCGAGAACAACUACCAUCGACCUUCAAAGAUCGUGGAUUCGCCAAGCACCUCUCUAACCGUGCAUGACUACUUCCUCGACAACACGUGUACCACUACUUACAUGAUGUCCUCGACGACCUCAAACAUCUACGGAGCGUGUACGUCUACCGUCGCUGAAGACCCGUGUACCACUACUUUAACUACUGUCGCUGGAACCACUACUUCCACGACGUCCACGAUGACCCAUGUACAACUACACCACUACGACUUGAUCCGCUGCGAAUAUGCAUGCUUAGAAGGUAUAACCAACGAGACGACCACCCGUGGACUGAAUGUAUUGGUGUAUGAGAGGCGAUGUUAUCUGUGUCGUAGAUGCCAUGCUAGUUGCACGUUGUCCCUCUUUUGCCAUGUCCCAAACAAAUGGGAACCCAGUAACCGAGAUCACCCCAUCAUUUUUGGCAUGACACGCACAUGCUCCUAGUUCGUUGGCACCGGUAUCUCAUCGAGUUAUCGGGAUCAAAACAUUGCAUGACAUCGUUUUCGUUUUUC
Hordeum vulgare subsp. vulgare (domesticated barley) is the source of this 1446-nucleotide messenger RNA. RefSeq lists its product as uncharacterized. Bases 78 to 674 code for a protein of 198 amino acids. The record is from RefSeq and is a predicted model, not a curated record. The transcript is spliced from 2 exons. Lineage: Eukaryota; Viridiplantae; Streptophyta; Magnoliopsida; Poales; Poaceae.